Molecule: messenger RNA, 354 nt
Organism: Eremothecium gossypii ATCC 10895
Lineage: Eukaryota; Fungi; Ascomycota; Saccharomycetes; Saccharomycetales; Saccharomycetaceae
Gene: ATP14
Product: F1F0 ATP synthase subunit h
Exons: 1
Coding region: 1-354 (117 amino acids)
Biological process (GO): proton motive force-driven ATP synthesis
Source: RefSeq, marked provisional
AUGUUCGCCCAGUUCAGCAGAAGACUAUUGACCAGCUCGCGUGUGGCCUCUCGGCAGCUGUCGUCGUGCGCGGCGCGGCGCGACGCCAUCCAAGAUCUGUAUCUGAAAGAGUUGCGCAACGCCAAGGUUGCGGCGCCGGGCCCGCAGGACGCGGCCGGCGCAGUGCGUCCCUGGGCGGAGCCCGCACGCCCCAGCGUGCCCGAGUUCGGGAUCGCCGGCAAUGCCGCCGAGCUAGAGGCGUACUCGCAGCAGCCGGUCGAGACCGUGGCCGAGGAGGCCGGCGAGGCCGCGGACGCGGAGGCCGGCGACUGGCUGGUGCUGGACGGCGCGGAGGAGUCCGCUGCUGGCCACUGA